AUGGAGACCGACGAGGAGCUAGUGGCAGCCGUUUCCAAUGCAUUGCAGCCUCUUUUAGAUGAAUUGCAAAAAGGUACACUCACUUUACAAUUUCCAGAAGAUGUUGAAAACCUUCAAUUGCGAGCAUAUUUCACUGAGAAGUUGAAGAUGCUUGUAACGGUAAAAGUUUGCGUAACGAAUGUCAUGGAGGAGGACGAAGUUGGUUCGCCUAGAGAAAGGUUCAAAGGACAAAGGAUUUUGAGCCAGGAGGAAAUUUUGAAAGUGUUUUGGCAUCUUUUCAGUAAAGACGUUUGCAACUUUGUUAACGAAAUGGUUGCCAAUUUCGUUAAGGAGUUGACAAAUUCUUCAAAUAAGGGCUUCAUAUGCUGCUGGCCGCCAUUUUUUAAACAAAAGCUUAAUCCAUUUAUGAAGAUGGCAUCGUCAGCGUGUCGUUUUUUGGACGAAAACUUCGCUGACUUGUACAGUUCGAAGGGCAACAUCAAAACUAUUGGUGAUUAUAUCGGCAUCUACCUUGUGGGAGAUUUGAUUUUUAAAGCAAAAGUUCCCCUGGAGGAUUUAAUCGAUGAAAUUUUGAACAUUUUGCGAGUUCGAAUCGAUCAAUAUCUCUUCAACGCGUCGUUGAACGUAAGUCUUAGCGACGCUAAUGAAAAAUUGACGCAAAUCAUAAAUGAAGACGAUAUACAUCAUUCGUUGUUAAAGUUUUUGCAAUUAGUAGCCUUGUACCGCGAAACGCGUUCAAGCAAGUCUGACGUUAAACUGAAAAACCAUUUUAUAAAAAGCGUUCAAAAGUCCUCGGAUUUGUUAUCUGGUGUUCCAAAUGAAUACUACAUCAAGUCGAUCAAAAAAUUUGUCAUAAGGGAACAAUUACUCUCGGAGCUCAUUGGAUUCAAUAUGCGAGAGACCGUGAAGAAAAAUGCCCUAGAAUUUACUUUACUUGAUGUUAAGCGUCUCGGCAAGUUAAUGCCUUAUCUCGUUGUCGAAACUAGAGAGCUCAAUUCCUUCCGACUUUUGAAGGAUGCCUAUUACCUAGCGGGGCGCGCCAACGAGUUCAUACAUGUCUUGGGAGACGUUUUAGAAAAUGAUUUUCGGCACUCCUCACAGAACUCAGCCGAUGCUGAGAGUUUACUCAGCUCUUGUGCAUUAUUGAGGGAAUUAAACGAUCCCCUGUGCGAUUUGAUACUAAAGCAGAGCAUGCGAAAAAUCUUUGGAGGAGAUCUAAGGCUUGUCGACCCUCUGCUGAAAGUCGCAGACCAAAUGAUUAGGAGGUCUUAUAAAAAGUUGCAUACUGGUGUUCAAGACGCCAACGCUGAAGACGAAAAACUCAAAUUGAAUACACUUUAUGCCAUAUUAGAACAAUUUGGUUUGGUUGAAAGCUUCUACAAGUUAUUCUAUGAAAGGAUACUAUUUAGAAGAAUCAUCUUGAUGAGCGAUGAAUUUUUGAAACUAAAGGAUAAUUCGGAUAACCUCGAAAGCUAUCUUUUGUCCGAUCUUGCAGGUCGUGGGAGAGUCCCUGAAGCAGUCCCCCAAUUGAUGGCGUUGACAAACGACCUAGACAAAAGCCAAGUCCUUGUUCGAGAAUUUCAAUCCACGAAUGCUAAACUUGACUUUGAAUUUGUGCCUCUGAUUUUUGAAAGGAAAAAUGUGCCCUUAGCGUUCCAAAGGGAUCCGACAUCUAGUUUCGCUUUGCCUGCUUCCCUAGGGAAAUACUGGGACGAUUUUGCAUCUUUUUAUAAGAAUUCAAGUUUGCGCUAUAAAAGCAGAAUUCUCAACCCACAGACUAUGCUUCACCAUUUUGAAGUUGAAUCUCCAUUCACUCAUAAGAGCAAGCCUCUCAUUCUUGAAUUAUCAUUAAUACAACUUUGCGUUCUUGAAGUUUUCAAUGAUAGAGAAAUUUGUGACUAUGAAGAGAUGAAAUCUUUGGUGAAGUUCGAGCCUCGUCAUGUCGACGUUGCUCUGGCAUCGUUCACCAGCCUAGGGCUUUUGAAGCAUUCUAAUAAUAGAUUUACUCUGAAUGCCUUUUUCAAACCGGAUCCAAAAAAGAUCAAAGAUGGUAAGUUUCGAAUAGCUCAGAAGACGCUGAAGCCACUUUCUGGCUCUUUUAUCCAGGCUGGAGUGUCGAGAGAAGGCUUCGGUGCAUGGAAAGGCGAACUUUUGAAGGCAUGUAUUGUACGGGCUCUGAAAGGCGCAGGAGAUCUUACUGCUGACAAGUUGUCAGAGGCUGUGGAGCAGAAGUUUCCGGGGUUUAGCGUAGGUGAUUUCAAAGCAGCUUUGAGCGCUGCUGUGGAUUUUUACGAUUUGCAUGAUAAUGUCUAUUAUUACAAACCAUGA
Lachancea mirantina is the source of this 2328-nucleotide messenger RNA. The record is from the annotation of a GenBank genome assembly. NCBI's taxonomy places the organism in Eukaryota, Fungi, Ascomycota, Saccharomycetes, Saccharomycetales, Saccharomycetaceae.